AUGUAUGGUGAACCUAACAGUAGUCUAAGACAAGCCUUUUGGGAACAACAAUGUCAAAAGAUAAAUGUCCCUUUAGAUGAGCCUAUUUUCUUUAUAGGAGACUUUAAUGCCCUCUUAGGUACUGAAGAUAAAAAUGAAGGCUUAAAAGUAGAUGACCCUGAUUUUGAAAAUCUCAGAAAUUUUUGUUCUGUCUUUAAUCUCCAUGACCCUGGUUUUUCUGGACCAAGAUUCACUUGGUCUAAUAUGCAACAAGGUUCUGAUUUGAUUCUUGAAAGAUUACAUAGAUGUCUUAUUAAUCAAACUGCUGAAGAUCUUUUUCCUAAACUGUGUGUCAAUAACCUUCCUAGGGAUUCUUCUGACCAUUUCCCCAUGCAUAUAGGGUUUAACUAUGAGGAUAUUAGUAUGCCUAGACCUUUUCAUUUUAUGGCCAUGUGGAUAGAGGAUCCUACUUGUAGAGAUAUUAUACCUAAUGCUUGGUCUGUUAAUGUGGUAGGUUCCCCUGCCUACAAACUUAAAGCCAAGCUCUUAAGCACAAAGAAAGGCCUAAGAGAUUGGAAUAAGUCUUCUUUUGACCUGAAACCUUUUAUGAACAAUAUUAUUUCCCAAAACCAAAGUGCUUUUAUCCCUAAGAGGAGUAUCUCUAAUAACAUUUUGCUUGCUAAUGAGGCCAUAUAUGUUGUCAAUCAUAAUGAUAAAGUUGAGGGCAUUGCAGCCAUCAAACUUGACAUGUCUAAGGCCUAUGAUAAGAUUGAGUGGGAUUUUCUUGAGAAAGUCUUAACUAAAAUGGGUUUGUCUAAUCAUUGGGUUAAUCUGAUAAACCAGUGUAUCUCCACUGUGUCUUAUUCUGUCCUGCUUAAUGGUAGCCCUACAUCCUCCAAAAAGGGUACUUUAGAAGGCAUAAGAGUCUGUAAAGAGGCUCCUGAAAUGAUCCAUCCCAUGUUUGCUGAUGAUUCUCUUUUGUUUUCAAAAGCUACUGAAAAAAACUUUCAUGUCAUAAAAGACUAUCUUCAAAAAUACUGCCUUGCUUCUGGGAAAGAAAUCAAUUUUGAAAAAUCUGGUAUUUUGUUUAGUAGGAAAAUUCCUGAACAUAGGAAAGCCAUUUUGGCUAAUAUUUUAGAUAUCCAAAGCAGGGAUUUAGGAGAAAAAUAUCUUAGAACACCUACUGUUUUCCAAGAUUCAAAAAUCCAGACACAUAUGGGUAUUCUCCAAGCCAUUGAUGCCAGGAUCUCUAUCUGGCUUCACAAGCUCUUAUCCCAAGCUGCUAGGACUACUCUGAUCAAGCACAUUGUUCAAGUUAUCCCUCCUUUUCAAAUGAGAGCCUUUCUUAUCCCUAAACACCUUUGUAAACAGAUGGACUCUCACCUCUGUAAAUUCUGGUGGGGUGAAAAUUUAGAUCCCAAUGAUAGAAAGUUGCACCUUCUAGGCUGGGACAUUUUAUGUUCCCCUAAAGCUGAAGGAGGUUCGGGGUUCAGGAAGGCUGAGUUAAACAACCUAGCAAUGCUUGCUAGGAAUUCCUGGAGAAUCCUGGAAAAUCCUAAUUGUCUUCUGUCCUCUGUUCUUAAGGGAAAAUAUCUUCUUAAAACUGAUUUUUUGAAUGCUAAGUGUAGUGCUAAAUGUUCUUGGACUUGGAAGUGCCUGCAUGCUAUUAAGGAGCUUAUAAAACCUUUUAUUUCUUGUAUUGUUGGGGAUGGUCAAUUUAUUGACCCAUGGUGUGAUAAAUGGAUUCCCUCUCAGGGUUCUGCCACACCCAACCCUCUUGUUCCUCCUGAUCCUAGUAUUAAAGUUGCUUAUUUCAUUGAUUCCCAAUCCAGAAGUUGGGAUGUGUCUAGACUAAACACCCAUUUUGAUAAUGCUUCUGUUCAGAAGAUUAUCUCCAUUCCCUUAAACCAGCUUUGCACUCCUGAUAUGAGGGCUUGGGAUCUUUCAAAGAAUGGAAAAUUUUCUUCUAAAUCUACCUACUUGGGGCUCAGAAGCCUUAGGCCUUCCCCUUGUAAAAAUAUUUGGAAGUGCGUUUGGAAAGUUAAAGUGCCUUACAUAAUUCAGAAUAAACCUUUUUUAGAUUGUCUUCUUUUCUGGUUAACUGACCAUCAGUCUAAAUUAAACAACUUCAUUUUCCAAGGAAUUAGAGAAAACUUCACUGCUGUCUUAGCUAGAGCUAGAGCUAUGCUCCUUACUAGGAAUUCUAGAAAUCCUAGUUUGACCACUCCCUCCACCAUACAUGUCAGUAUUAGUGAUAAAUGGAUGCCUCAUUAUUUUGGUUGGAUUAAAUGCAAUAUUGAUGGUGCCUUUGAUGAUAUCUCUGGAGAUAAUGGUGCAGGGUAUGUGAUGCGUGAUUUCUCAAGAAAAGCAACCUUUUGUGCCUCCUUAGUCUUUGAUGUUCACUCUGCUGAAGAAGCUGAAGCAAGGGCCAUCUGGGCAUUUCUGAAGAAAGUUGUGGAACAACAUCUCUCUCAUAUCAUUGUAGAAAGUGAUGCGAAAGCACUCAUCGAUCAAUUUUCAGCUGGGAAUUUCGAUGGAGACUCUAAGACGGAUGCUAUCUUUAAAGACAUUCUCUUUUUUUCUUCUAAAUUAUCUGCUUGUAUCUUUAGUUUUCAGCCUAGAAGUUGUAAUUCUGUUGCUCAUGAGCUUGCUCAAUGGAAAAAACAAAACAAUUCUUCCAUGUACUGGUCUAAAUCCCAUGUUUGA
Molecule: messenger RNA, 2685 nt
Organism: Papaver somniferum (opium poppy)
Lineage: Eukaryota; Viridiplantae; Streptophyta; Magnoliopsida; Ranunculales; Papaveraceae
Exons: 5
Coding region: 1-2685 (894 amino acids)
Molecular function (GO): nucleic acid binding; RNA-DNA hybrid ribonuclease activity
Source: RefSeq, a predicted model, not a curated record